This is a messenger RNA of Cyphellophora europaea CBS 101466, 1140 nucleotides long. RefSeq lists its product as uncharacterized. Lineage: Eukaryota; Fungi; Ascomycota; Eurotiomycetes; Chaetothyriales; Cyphellophoraceae. The record is from RefSeq and is a predicted model, not a curated record. The transcript has 2 exons. Bases 1 to 1140 code for a protein of 379 amino acids.
AUGAUGGAUCAUCUCUGCGCGCGCUGUGCGCGUCAGGCUCUUCGGGGUCCACAGUUCCCAUCGACCAGCAUCGGCACAGUGCUCGCACGGCCAUUCUCGCAAACAUCCCUGAGAUUUGCAGGACCGACCAGCUCUUCCAAGAGCGCCCCUGACAGUUCUUCUUCCGGGUCACAAAACGAAGAGUCCCCGUCCAAAGCAGUGCAACCUCAAGCCUCACGGGGUCCUCAGGUCCUAAGCCGCACCAGGCCAGGACGAGAAUCAUAUUCAGGUCCAGCAUUCCGCAAAGUAUACGACCCGUCAUCCGCUCCGUCUGUAAUCCGCAAGCCCAGCGGCUCUGGAAGUGCAGGAGCUCCUCCAGGUGCCACUGUCCUACGCCGAAGCGGCCCACCCCGUCAGACCCCAGGUCAAAAUACACCGCGCGGGCCCCGACCCAACACGGCUGCGCGGGGCGCUCGCCCUCCCCGCCGCGACGCCAAACCCGCCAAGCGGCCUUCCUUCCGCGACACCCUCCCUGAGAACGAGGACGCCAUCGCAAGCCCAGAAGACGAAGCCACAGAAGCCUACUUCAAUACCUUGGAGGAAGCCGAGGAGAACGAGGGCCUGCCCACCACCGCCCUCCCCUACAGUCCCGCCGAGCAGAGCGCCGCGUUCCUGCGCCCCGACUGGCCCGACACGCCCCUCUCCUCCGCGGGCCUCAGCGAGGGCGUCGUGCAAAAACUGCGCUUCUUGGCGCGCGACCUGCCGCACGGCUACUGGACUCCGAAGCAGAUCGCGGAACGCUUCCUUAGUGGUGGGCUCGUGCGCUUCGAGGACCAGGCGCACAAGGAGCAGGUCCUGGGCUGGGCGGAGCAGAUGGAGCGGGAGAAGUACGGGAGCGAGGCACGCGUCUCGGAGUUUUCGGCCGUCGCAGACAAGGAGGCUGAUCGGAAGGGGCUGGUCGAUCAGAUGGCGAGAGGCGUGUAUCCGGAGCUGGAGAAGGGCCAGCGGCCCCUGCUGGCCGGUAUACACCGACAGUUGAGGAACAAUGAGACUUAUGGGGGCGCCGACACGGCAGCGUUUGUAGGACGCAUUGAGACGCUGAUUGGGGGAGUUCAAAGAGCAGCGCAGCAGCAGCAAAAACAGGCGACGGCGGAGAAAUAG